Siniperca chuatsi (mandarin fish) is the source of this 10217-nucleotide messenger RNA. RefSeq names its product A disintegrin and metalloproteinase with thrombospondin motifs 20-like. Gene Ontology annotation, cellular component: extracellular matrix. Gene Ontology annotation, molecular function: zinc ion binding; metalloendopeptidase activity. The transcript is spliced from 39 exons. Gene Ontology annotation, biological process: extracellular matrix organization; proteolysis. Lineage: Eukaryota; Metazoa; Chordata; Actinopteri; Centrarchiformes; Sinipercidae. The record is from RefSeq and is a predicted model, not a curated record. The coding region runs from base 169 to 6075 and encodes 1968 amino acids.
GCGCUUAGGGUGCACGGGCUGUUCCAGGGAUGGCUAAGGGAAAGCGUACUUGGCACUGAUCCCUUCUUUCAGUAUAGACUGCAGUUUACAUUAGGCAGCAUUUUUUUUUUUUGUCAGGGUGAUGAAUGUGUCAUAAAUAGUUCGCGUUUAUAGAGGGGCAGUGGAUGCAUGUUUAGCAAUGCACUUUGCAAGACUUGCGCUGCAGAGAGCCUCCGCGGAACCCACGACCUGUUGCUGACAAGCCGCGGAAAAGGAGAGGGAGAGGGGGAGCCGCUCGGGAGAGACAGAGGGUACUGCCUUGGAGACGACAGCCCGGGUUUCUUCGCGGAGGAAAUCAUGCAGUUUGCUAUCUGGCUGGUUGGACUAAUGUGUCAUCUGUCAGCACUUGUCCGGGACACUUUGCAAUACCGAUUGCAUCCGAAACAAGAAAGCUUCAUCAAGCGGCUGUCAUCGUAUGAAAUCAUCACCCCGCUCCGUGUGAAUGACUUCGGAGAAUCAUUCCCCCACAAAUUGCACUACAGAAGGAGACGGAGAAGUUUAAAUGAUGACCUGACGCGCGUACGGGUUCACUACAGGAUUGAUGCAUUCGGGGAACGCUUUCAUCUCAAUCUGACCGCAUACUCCGACUUCAUCGCCCCCGUUUACACAGUGACACACUUGGGAGCGGAACAGAGCAACGCCACGGACUCCCACUUCCAUGCCCCGAGCGAUAUGCGCCACUGCUUUUUCCGCGGACACGUCAACGCCAAGAGCGAGUACCCUGCCGUCUUCAGCCUGUGCACUGGCCUUAUUGGAACUUUUACGACACAACAUGGCGAAUACUUCUUGGAGCCUCUUUUAAAUGCUGCUGGGGAGGAAUAUGAUGAAGAGCACAACAAACCUCAUCUUGUCUAUCGACAUGAGAGGAAAAAGAACAUCUCGAAUACUGACAACAACACAGAGCCCUGUGCUGCCUCAGAGGACUCCAAGAGGCCCGUUGCUUUUGAGAGCAGAGGGAAUAUAGGAGAGGAGCUAGAAUCUCUCAGAGCCACGAUAGAUGAUCAACACAUUUAUGACAACAACCCCACCAGCACACACCCCAGACCCCCCCGCAGACGCAAGCGUUUCCUCUCCUACCCUCGCUACGUUGAGCUGAUGGUGACAGCAGAUGCCAAAAUGGUGCGUCACCAUGGACGCAACCUAGAGCACUACAUCCUAACAAUCAUGUCAGUAGUAGCAGCAGUGUACAGGGACCCCAGCGUAGGAAACCUUAUCAACAUCAUGAUUGUGAAGCUAGUCAUCGUCCACAAUGAACAGGAAGGGCCCACAGUGAGCUUCAAUGCUGCCACGACUCUCCACAACUUCUGUGUCUGGCAGCAGAGCCAAAACGUCCAGGAUGACAGCCAUCCCUCACACCAUGACACAGCACUCCUCAUCACCAGGGAAGACAUCUGCCGUGCGAAAGAUAAAUGUGACACGUUAGGGCUUGCAGAGCUGGGGACCAUGUGCGACCAGUACCGGAGCUGCUCCAUCAGUGAGGAAAAUGGAAUUAGUGCCUCCUUCACCAUCGCUCAUGAGCUGGGCCAUGUGUUCAACAUGCCUCAUGAUGACAACCCAAAGUGUCGGGAGGCAGGCAUGAAGCACCAGUAUCAUGUCAUGGCUCCCACGCUCAACUAUGACACCAAUCCCUGGUCGUGGUCCAAGUGCAGCCGCAAGUACAUCACAGAGUUUCUAGACACCGGCUAUGGAGAGUGCCUCCUUGAUGAGCCUGUAGGCAGGACGUACGAGCUGCCCACCCUCCUCCCUGGUCAAAUCUAUAAUGCCAACAGACAAUGUGAACUGAUGUUUGGACCCGGUUCCCAAAUUUGCCCUUACAUGAAACAAUGCAAGAGACUGUGGUGUACAAGUGCAGAUGGGGACCAUAAAGGAUGUCGCACACAGCACAUGCCACUGGCUGAUGGGACUGACUGUGGACAUGGAAUGUACUGCAGACACGGGAUGUGUGUAAACAAGGAGUUGGACUUGCAGCCAGUUCACGGGGAAUGGGGACCCUGGGGGCCCUACAGUGUUUGCUCCAGGUCCUGUGGUGGAGGAACCCGGAGCACCAGCAGAGACUGCAACAAGCCUGAGCCCAGAAAUGGCGGGAAGUUCUGUGUGGGUCGCAGGAUGAAGUUCCGCUCUUGCAACACUGAGCCAUGUCCGCGAGGGCGGAAAGAUUUCCGUGAAGAGCAGUGCUCUCAGUUUGACGGCAAGCAUUUCAACAUCAACGGUCUACCUCCCACCGUCCGCUGGGUCCCCAAGUACAGUGGCAUACUAAUGAAGGAUCGAUGUAAGCUCUUCUGCCGGGUUGCUGGUACUACAGCAUACUAUCAGCUGAAGGACCGCGUCAUCGAUGGCACGCCAUGUGGGACAGAUACUUUUGACAUCUGUGUUCAAGGCCUCUGCAGGCAAGCAGGCUGCGACCAUGUUCUUAAUUCGAAGGCCAGGAAUGACAAGUGCGGAGUGUGUGGCGGGGACAACUCGUCGUGUAAAACUCUGGCAGGGACCUUCAACGAUGCUCAGUAUGGUUACAACACAGUGGUACGGAUCCCGGCCGGAGCCACCAACAUUGAUAUCAAACAGGUCAGCUACUCUGGAAAGCCAGAAGACGACAACUACCUCGCAUUAUCUGAUAGCCAGUCCAACUCCCUCCUGAAUGGGAACUUUGUGGUGGCCAUGUUCAAAAGGGAAAUCACCUUCAAGGGAACCGUCAUUGACUACAGCGGCUCAGACACAAAAGUGGAGCGCAUCAACUGCACUGACCGCAUCGAGGAGGAGCUCAUUCUGCAGGUCUUGUGUGUGGGAAACCUCUACAACCCAGAUGUCCGUUACUCCUUCAACAUACCCAUCGAGGAACACAGGGAGCAGUUUGUGUGGGAUCCCUCAGGCUCCUGGCUCGAGUGCAACCGCAUCUGUCAGGGUGAGCGAAGACGAAAGGUGGUAUGUGUGCGUAAGAGUGAUCACCUUGAGGUAUCGGACCAACGCUGUGAACAUUUCCCCCGUCCUGUUGCUGUCACUGAGCCUUGCAACACUGACUGUGAAGUCAGGUGGCAUGUUGCUGGAAAGAGCGAAUGUUCCGCUAAAUGUGGCCCAGGCUACCGCAGCCUGGAUGUUCAAUGUAUGAAGUACAGCCUGAUGAAGAGACAGAGUGAGAGGAUGGAGGCCAGCAGCUGUGGAGACGCCGCCAAACCUCAGACCAGAGAGCCCUGCCAUGGAGACUGUUUGCUUAAGAGCUGGCAGUACAGUGCCUGGUCACAGUGCUCUAAGACAUGUGGACGUGGGAGCCGUAGCAGAGAGUCUUACUGUAUGAACAACCUGGGUAGACGGCUGGUGGACAGGGAGUGCAACGAAUACCAGAGGGUGGUGACUGAAACCUGCAACGACCAGCCGUGUCCGAAGUGGACUGUUAGCGAGUGGAGUGAGUGCCUGGUGACUUGUGGGAAGGGGAUGAGGCACAGACAAGUGUCCUGCAGCAUGGGAUCUGGGGACGAGAAGCUGAGCGAGCAUUUCUGCGACUCAUCAAGCAAACCUCCUGCUGUGGGGAGCUGCGAGCUGCCCGAGUGUGCCUCCUGGCAGGUCGGCGUCUGGGGAGCGUGUGCGGUGACCUGUGGCCAUGGCUACCAGAUGAGAGCUGUUAGGUGUGUGUCGGGGGACUACGGUGACACAGUAGAUGACAGAGAGUGCAAUGCUGCGGCGAGGCCCAGAGAUAGUCAGGACUGUGAGAUGCCGGCUUGUCCGUGGGCCUCUCCAGCACAAAGUACACCUCGUCCUGACAACUCCGCUCAGCUCCUGACUCAGUGGAGAUACGGCUCCUGGACUGCAUGCUCUGUGUCCUGUGGCAAAGGGAAGCGGGCGCGUUAUGUCAGCUGCAGAGAUGCCCAGGGAGGAGUGGCUGACGAAUCACACUGUGCCCACCUGCCCCGCCCCCCGGAGUCGUCCGCCUGCUUCAGCCCCUGUGGCCAAUGGCAUGCCGGGGAGUGGUCUCCUUGUUCAGUGACUUGUGGCGUUGGAAGAAUCACCAGGCAGGUGGUCUGCUCUAACUACCACCAGCCAGUGGACCAGUCUUUCUGUGACCCAGAUGAGAAACCUGCGACAGAACAGGAGUGUACGGCUGCACCCUGCUCCUCUAUCUACCACCGUCAGCGCAUCAAUGACCAGCCCUACGGAUAUCCUCAGGACCCAGGACGCCAUCCUGGGCACAGCAGCUGGAAUGUGCCCUCAGCAGACAACCAGUGGAGGACCGGACCCUGGGGCGCAUGUUCCAGUACCUGUGCAGGAGGCUUCCAGAGGCGAGUGGUGGUCUGUCAGGAUGCUGAUGGACACAGCAACAGCUACUGUGAUGAGAGGGUUAAACCUGCAGAGUCUAAGAACUGCGACUCUGGGCCCUGCCCUCUGUGGAACUAUGGUGUCUGGGGAGAGUGCACCCAGACCUGCGGUGGAGGAAGGAGGACUCGCCUGGUGGUUUGUCAAAGGCCCAACGGCCAGAGGCUCAAUGACUACAACUGUGACGUCCUGGACAAGCCGCCCGACAUGGAGCAAUGCAACCUGCAGCCCUGCCCAGGCUCUGCCUCCUGGCACCGCCAACCAUGGAAGCCGUGUUCAGUGAGUUGUGGUCGGGGGACCAAGCAGCGAGAGAUAGCCUGUGUUUAUCAGAACCAAACCAAAAUAGAGGAGGAGCACUGCAGUCAUCUGCCUCGGCCGCGGACACAGAAGGCCUGUCGGGUGCCGGGAUGCCCCAGUUGGAAGGCCAACAGGUGGAGGGAGUGUUCUGUCACCUGUGGAGUCGGAGUUCAGAACCGAGAUGUUUACUGCAGACUAAAAGGCACUGGACGGGUCAGACAGGGUUUAUGUGAUGUUCACCAGCGUCCUGCCAUUGUCCGGCCAUGCCAAACUGCAGAAUGCACACAUUACACUUGGGUCGCUGGCGAAUGGGAAGAAUGUAAUGCCACCUGUGGAGAAGGCAUGAGAAGCAGGAAGGUGGGGUGCAUGGGCCCGGGGAAGACAACCGUCCAGGAUGAUUACUGUGAGCCGUCGCCCCAGCCACCAUCACACCAGCCCUGCAAAGGAGCUCCCUGCCACUACAUGUGGAUUACAGGCGAAUGGUCACAGUGCUCUGCCAGCUGCGGUGUGGGCUACCAGCAGCGUAUAGUCUCCUGCUCCGUGAUGCCCUCCUCUCAGGCUCUGCGCCCGUAUGCUGCUGCCCAGUCCUCCUCUGGCAGCACCCACUGCCCUGAGCCCCACCCUCCUGGCACCCGGCCGUGCCUCCUCAGGGACUGCCCGCACACAACCUACUGGAAAGUUGGCCCAUGGAGCAAGUGUUCGCAGACCUGCGGGGCAGGAGUGAUGGAGCGCAGAGUGGAGUGCGUGACCUCCAAAGGCCAACCGUCCAAACACUGCCGUCAUUCAGAAAGACCUGAAUCUCAAGCUGCAUGUCAAGACAGAGAAUGCCGGUUGUUCACGUCCUGCCGAGAGGUCCAGAUGAGACAGGGUGUGAAGAUAGAUGGGGAAUACUAUCUCAAAGUCAAGUCCCGGAUCCUACAGAUUUAUUGUGCUGAGAUGCAGACUGAUUUCCCUAAGGAGUAUGUGACCUUGCGCAGCGGUCAGACAGACAACUACUCCGAAGUGUAUGGACACAGGUUUCUGAACCCCUUUGAAUGUCCCUAUAACGGCACCCGAAGACAGGACUGUGACUGUAGGAACGACUACUCCGCAGCGGGAUAUACACUCUUCCACAAAAUUCGUCUGGACCUGAGCUCCCUGAGGAUAAUGAUAACAGACCUCCAGUUUUCCCAGACUCUUCUUGGUCGACCUGUGCCCUUUGCUACAGCGGGAGAUUGUUAUAGUGCAGCCAAGUGUCCACAGGGCCAGUUCAGCAUUAAUCUGAUUGGCACUGGCCUCAAAGUGGCUGAGGCCACCAAGUGGAUAUCUCAGGGCAACUAUGUUUCUGUCAAAGUCCACAGAUCUGAGGAUGGAACAAGAAUCUACGGUCGUUGUGGUGGUUUCUGUGGGAAGUGCAUUCCCCAGGCGCACAACGGCCUACUCCUUCAUGUCCACUGAGGGUCAUGCAGAGACCAAACCCCUAAAUCUAUCCUGAAGACAGUAGCCCAGGAACAUGCAAUAGUAGUGAUUUGUUGGACCCCAUAGUCAUCUGUGAGUGUGGCGGAGGAGCAUUUAACAGUAAUCGUCCUACAGUAACAUCCCCAGUUCCCAAACGGCAGCUAAAACAUACAAGACACUACGUACUGCGCAGUGCUACAGGGCCACUGUCAGGUCCUUCAUCCAAACUGCUAACUCUGAAGAAGAGCCAGCAAUAUUUGCUUGCCAACAGUGUUGCAAUGGCCAUCAAACAUGUCUGCGCUUUGGAACCUAAAAUGAUUAUUAUUUUUUUUUUUUUUACACUGGUAUGUAUUUUUUUUUUAGCAUCAAACAAAGGGAUACACUACUUCAAAACACUGGGAAAGCAACUACACAAAUAGUAGAAAAAACUCUUCAAAAAAGAAAUUCUCAUCUUUAAAAAAUAACUUUUUCUAACGGUGCUUCUGUAAAAAAAAAAAAUUGUCUGGUAAAAAAAAAAAAAAAUCCAGAAUUUUGUGGCUGGAACUAAUCUUGUUAUAUGUUACCUUCUACGGUACAUAGAUAUUUAUAUUUACAGCUCCACUCCGCAUGUAGUUACCACUUAUCUAACUGACUUGCAAUCAAUGAGAUAGUAUAAAAAUCAAUAUACUGUAUGUAUGUAAUAAUCAUUGCAGUCCUCUGGUGACAAAGAAGUGCUACAGACAGACAUUGAAAUAGUAUAUGAGGGAUGGUUAUGUUAUUGUUUUACAGCCAUUAGCCUGAUAUAAAAAAGAAGUAUUAACAACAACACAAAACUCAUAGUAUUUUUUUGCGACUACUAAAUGAGUAAAGGAAUGGUUUGGCUUUUAAGCUCAUUUACUUUAUUGUUGAGAGUCAGAUGAGUAGAUCAAUACCAUUCAUGUGUGUACAGUAAAUAUGAAGCCGGUUAGCUUAGCUUAGCACAAAGACUGAAACAGGGGAAAGCAGCUAGCCUGGCUCUGUCUGAAGGUAACUCUGAAUUUGCCUGCCAGCAGCUCUAAAGCUCACUAAUUAACAUGUUGUAUUCCAUUUGUUUAACCUGCACAAAAACCAAAUUGUAAAAAAAAAAAAAAACAUGGUUUUAUGGGGGCUAGGUGCCAGACUAUUUCUUGAAUAAGCCAAGUUUGUAUCUCUGCAGAUCGGAGACUUUGAGAGGACGUGGUAACUAUCAAUCCUUGUUUAAUUUGGCCAAUCAGUCAGUCAAAAACUAAUUUCACCAAUACACCGCCUGAACCAGUUUUCAAUCACUUUUUAAUUCAGCGAAUCACUUCAGAGUAUUAUUAAGGGAGAGGUACACAAACAACUCACGCUCCAUUGUACCAGACAACUUUUAAACUAGCUAGCGCGCCUGUCUAAUGCUUAUGGCUUGAUCAAAACAACUCCUUGAUCAUAACAGAAUAUAGUAACUUUUACCACUGCUCAUUUUAGAAAGGCCACCGCAAGAAAACUUUGUGUUCUUUGUUUAGAUUAUCAAACAAACAAUGGAUCAUAUAUGUUUGUUUCUGGCUUCCAGCAUUAGCUAGUGAGCCUUAAUUUUCCCAGGAUCAUCCCGGUGGGCGGAGAAGGGUCCACCUGCAGUCCUCCCUCCUGAGGACCCUAGUUCUGUGAGCCAGUGGGGUUUGAGCAUGCGUAGCAGGGUUCUGUUGUAUGAAGUAGGCUACGUAAACUUUCACUUAUUUCACCUCAGCAGUCCACCAAAAUCUGUUUCUGAACAAAUCUGAGACAAGAAAUAAGCAAUCCAGAUGCUGAAUAUUCACUCAUAUUAGAUCUACAAGGCCUAAUUUAAAAGUUUGUUCCGACUUUGGUAAGGCAAGGGCACUACUGCACUUCCGGUUUCCAGUGCUUUUCUAGCCUGUUAGCUUACUACUGUAAUUUCCCAUAGAGGUUAGCGAGUUAGCUAACAUUAGUUUGCAGUUUACUGCAUACAACCUGUGGUAGCUCAUUAGCUGCCAGCAUCUAGCUUUCGAACAAAACUUGUGACGUGUGAUUUCUAAAAUGAGCAGUGGUGAAAGUUCCCAUAUUCUGUUAUGAUGAAAAGUUAUCUACUUCCACUUUAAAAUGUUGAUUAAAAACGUUGCUGUCUGUUGAUACUUUGAUCCUUUGACUAGAGCUGAGACCUUAGGAUCUAAACUUUGAGAAACAAGGCAACUUUGCCUGUGCGUGUCAAAUCUUCCCCUUCUCCCUAUGAGAAAGAUGAUUAGCUGAUUUAAAAACUGAUUGACAACUGGUUCAAGCGGCUUAUUGGUGAAUUUUUUUUUGAUUGACAGAGGACUGUAAGCCUCUGAUUGGCCAAAUAAAAAAAUUAUUGAGUGCACCUUUAGCCUAGCAUCUUUACCUUUGGACAGAGCCAGUUUUGUCUGUUUUCCCCCAUUUCCAGCCUUUAUGUUAAGCUACGCUGACUGGCUGCUGGCUGACUAGCAUCAUAUUUACAGUACAGACAUGAGAGUGGUAUCGAUCUUCUCAUCUUCUCUUGGCAAGAAAGUGAAUACGUGUAUUUCCCAAAAUGUCUAUCUAUUCCUUUGGAGCUCAAGACUUAUAGAAAGAGUAAGUUAGUAACUAACUGCUGAUUUCCUUCCAGACCUGCCUUAUGUCAGAGGUGAAACGUUAGGAGAACGUGAAGAGCCUUUAGAACAACAACAGAUCAUUUUAAUUUUCAUUGUUGUGUAUUUCUAAAGUCUGUCUGCUGUCAUCUGCUGUCAGGUAUUUCACAAAACUACUUUAACCUGCGUAGAUGGUCCACUGACUGACAUAUAUGGCUGUCACAUAGAGAUAGAAUAAACAAUAGUGCUGUGAGGAAAUAGCUGAAAUUUUUCAGUAUUUCCUAGUGUUUAAGUACAGUAUAAACAUUUUCUGUGGCUUUUUUAAACCAUGAGGAUUCUUUUAUUUUUAGAUUUUUAUAGGUGUUUUUCUCUAAUUACACCACACAGACAAGUUCUCAUCUGUUACACCGUGACACAGUAUCAGGUGUGGUGUCUCACCUCACACCCUCCAUUGGGCCUACCGUAGGUACCUGCAACCCCUACCUCUCACAAACAUCCAUACUCUACUGAGAUAUGUGUUGUAAUAUAUUUAUGUUUGACCGUAUUUAUUCUGUAAUGACUGUAGAUAUGUUCUGUGUUUUAAGGUACAAUGACUACUACCAACGGAGAAGCCAUUGUCUGAUGUUUUUUGUCUUUUGUCUGCUUUGCUAAAAAAGGCAUUAGCCUACUACUUUUUGUAGUGUAUAACCACUAACCAUAAAUUAGGAUAUUUUGAAUGGUGCUUUUGGACUACUGGAAUUACCUCUGAUCUUGAGAAGGAAAACACUGGCUUUUGGCUCUUUAGCAGAUGUAGGGUCUACUUAUAACACAUGUAAUGGUCCUCUCAUUAAUGUAGCUGAAAAUGUAGCUGCAAGGUUGCCAGAUAUAUCAGAUAUGUCAAAUAAACCACUGCAUGAGGAAAUAUGCUCUUGAGUAGUACUUAACUCAUUAUAAAUGACUUUCGCCAUGACCACUGCUUCAACUAUCAAGCAACCUAACAUGCUGGCACUCUGAUGUUAAGCUUUAACCAAAGUUAGAAAAUAGAUAGAAUAGAAUUUUCUUCUUCUCAGACAAUGCAGCUUCUUUCGAUUUAAAGAAUGGCUGAAAAAUAAAUAUAAAGUAAAUGAGCAGCUAGAAAACCUUUGGCCAUCAUUCAUUUUUAUCAUGGUCAAUUGUUCUAUGAGGUCUGUAUCAGAAAGUUAAAGAAUACUUGAUGCACUAUGUGCCAUAAAUUUUGUAGAAAUGUAAUCCUGUUUGUUUUUUUUUGUAAUAACCGUUAAGAUUUGUAACUUAUGAUAUAUGUGUAUUUUUAAUAUUCAUACUUGAAUUGUAAACAGUGUGCUAAAUAUUGAAUGGGCAUUGGUACUGAAUAGAGAAACAGUGUGCUUGUUUGCCAUGGUUUAUCCAAAGAUGUUUUUACGAAUCAUAUGUACCUACAGUACAGUAUGUGUGUAGCCUGUAUAAAAGAAAUGAAUGAUUGAUUAUGGUGCUAUGAUUACUAAUCAUACCAAUACUGUAAGUCUUGCUACUAUGCUAACGCUGUAAAAAAGAAGUAAUAAUAAAAAAUGCUUUUCAGCUGACUCACAA